AUGCCUUUGGCUUUUAGCCAACCACCGACCCCGAGUCUAAGUCGUCGGUCCACGUUACACGGGCAUCAUGAACGGCGCAGCACCCACCCUCACCUCUUAUCUUCGCGUCGAAAGCCGAGGAGAGAUACUAAGAGAGGUUGUAGAUGGCCACUAGUCUUCCGCUUCAUCAAGGGCGCAAUCCAUGGGGAGAUCCUCAUUCCAGUCUUCCUGCAUUCUUUAUUUACGGCCUUCGUCGUCUACCUCGAUACCUACGUGUUCGACACCGUAGGACUACCAAGUACCAUUAUCCCCUCCCUCUCCAUCGUCGUAGGUUUAAUGCUUGUCUUCCGAAACCAGACCUCAUACAACCGAUUCUGGGACGGACGUAAUGGCAUGAGCACCAUGAACACCUGCGUCCGAAAUCUAGUUCGCACAAUAUCAACAAAUAGCUACAGUGCCACACGGGGACCCCCAACCCCAUCCGAGCGCGAAGACAUCGAGCGCACAAUCCGAAUCUUAAUGGCUAUUCUCUACGCGGUGAAGAACCAUCUUCGCGCCGAAUGGGGCGCUGCGUGGGCUUUGGGUGGGAUUCUCGGACACGACGUGGAUGAGCGUGGUACUGCUGUGUAUAACCCAGACUACGCGGGCCUGUUACCAGCUGGCCUGGAAGGACACGAAGAUGAAGGGCUAGGCUUACCGUUCCAGCUUACUUUCUUCGUGGAUGGGUUUAUUAAGCGUGGAGAAAUGAGAGGGUGGUUCCCUGCGCCUGGAGCGAGUCAGUUGCAGGCACAGUUGAAUACACUGCUUGAUGCUUAUGGAAGGAUGGAGACUAUUAAGUUGACUCCUAUGCCUGUGGCUCAUCUGAUUCACCAGAAGCAAGUACUCGCCUUGUUUGGCUGUGUGCUACCAUUUGCGAUGGUCGAUGAAAUGGGGUGGUGGGCCAUUCCUAUUGUCAGUUUGGUGAUCUUUACGCUUUAUGGCAUAGAAGGUAUUGGAUCCCAGCUGGAAGAUCCAUUUGGCUACGAUAGAAACGAUAUCAAGAUGGAUGCCUUGGUAGGUGACUCGAAGACGGAGAUCGAUGUUGUUUUAUCGGAGUGGCGCGAUCAUUGUAAGACUAUGGAUCAGAUCUGGCACGCAAAACACGGCGAGCGAUGUAUGGAUGGUGCUCACAUUGUCAAAGGGGAAGAAAAGUACAUGGAGCCGGACUUGUUUCUGAAGUCGAAGAGGAUGGUAGCGACAUGA
This is a messenger RNA of Penicillium malachiteum, 1221 nucleotides long. RefSeq names its product bestrophin family protein. The record is from RefSeq and is a predicted model, not a curated record. Gene Ontology annotation, molecular function: chloride channel activity. NCBI's taxonomy places the organism in Eukaryota, Fungi, Ascomycota, Eurotiomycetes, Eurotiales, Aspergillaceae. The transcript has 4 exons. Bases 1 to 1221 code for a protein of 406 amino acids.